UUUCAGGUUAAAGUUUGGAGAUGGAUCCUGCUGGAAGUGGUGUGGCCUCAUCAGGUUCAUUACGCACAAAAAUAUCACUAAAGGGUAGAUACUCGCAGCUAUCGUUAGUGUGCCCUUUUCACUUGAUGAAGCCAGAGUUACCACAGCAGAGCGUUUUACUCGGCAGUAACGACUUAUUAGCGGAAUAUGAUAUGAGCUCAUCUUAUCAACGCUUUUGUGGCUCAAAACGGUUACGCGAAGAUCUUGGCUCCUUCCUCCCACAUCUUGUUGGCAGUUUCAAUUUUGAAAAUGCUUUGGAGUUCAGUUCAUUGCGGAUGUUGGUGGAAAAACCACCGAUUACCGGGAAAGAAAUUACCAGUCUUUCUGCGAGUGCGAUGGCAGGAUUUAGGCUCACACCAGGUGCCGUCCCCGAACCCUAUAGGUAUUUUGACAACAAAGUAGACGAUUUAAGCAGUGAAUCAAUAAAUUAUGAUGAAAAUGGCGAAGAAUUGAGACAUAAAAGGAAGUUUAAAUGGAGCUUGGAUGAUCUUGAUGAUGCUGAUUCGGAUCGAAAGUACAGAAAGCAUCGCAGCGAAGAUAAAGAUAGGAAGAAAGAAAAAAAGAAGAAAAAGGAUAAAAAACGGAAGAGGGAUUCAAAAGAAGAGGACCCAAACAAUAAAAUAAGAAAGAUAUGAAGAUUUGAUGGGUUGGUUGCUGGAAGAAGACAAUCUACUGGUUAUAAAACUAAAUAUCGGAAAGGGAAAAUCAGGAAAUGUAUCAUUAUAUGAAUAGCUGAACUUGAUUAAAAGGGACAAUAAUGGUCAUCAGGCAACGGAUCUUCGUCCGUGUUAGAGCGCAUUUCUGUCGAGAUGAGCACAUUACUAUCGAUGUUAUUGUAUCAUAUACAUUCAAGUAUGAUCUCGUUUGUUGAAUAUGAUACAAAUAUAGAUCUUUAUCCAUAUAUCCAUUGGUAAUAUUGCAUCCAGUGGUACCAGACUUGGUUUGCUGUUAGCAAACUCCAUUCUAGUUUUGACUGUUAUCAGUCCCCUUCUGAGUAAAAGUGUCUCAUUCGUUCCUUUGCAAAAUUUAUCCCGACAAUCUCUUUUAUUUUACUCAGAAAAUUAAACUAUGGUUCCCCUGCU
Messenger RNA from Loa loa (African eye worm), 1121 nucleotides. RefSeq lists its product as hypothetical. Gene Ontology annotation, cellular component: mediator complex. Bases 21 to 674 code for a protein of 217 amino acids. Gene Ontology annotation, molecular function: transcription coregulator activity; transcription factor binding. The record is from RefSeq and is a predicted model, not a curated record. NCBI's taxonomy places the organism in Eukaryota, Metazoa, Nematoda, Chromadorea, Rhabditida, Onchocercidae. Gene Ontology annotation, biological process: positive regulation of transcription by RNA polymerase II. The transcript is spliced from 6 exons.